AACACAACCCACGAAGCCUGUUUCUGCUUCAAGAAAGAGUUGGAGCUUCACUCAACGACACGACACAGUCCUCGCAUCUACCGUUCAACCCCAACGACGACAGCGAACACGAGACGAAGAAGAAGAAGAAGAUCCGACAGACCCAUUUCUCGUCUCUCUUCCUAUUCACACUCAACCAGCUUCAAUCUGUCUCUGUCUCUCUCUCUCUCUCUCUCUUACUCUGCCAGCUGAAAAGGGACUUCAGGGAUGCGAACCCCUUGUCCCCGACCCCAAUAGCACCCGCCGCCACCCUCCGUCAUGUCCUCCUCCUCCUCCUCCAAUUCCCCCUCCUCCGCGGCUGCCGCGGCGGGCUCCGACCCCCAGGCCCCGCUCCUCGCCUCCCGCCAGGGCGGCGCCGACGACUCCGGCUCCGGGCCCCGCCCGCCCUCCCUCGCCGUCCUCCUCGGGCGGGCCACGGGGCGGCGCGGGCCCUCCAUGCUGGUCCGGGAGACGGCGGCGCGGGAGCUCGAGCAGCGGCGCGCCGACUGGGGCUACUCGAAGCCCGUGGUCGCGCUCGACAUCAUGUGGAACACGGCGUUCGUCGUGGUGUCCGUCGUCAUGCUCGUCUGCACCGCGGACGAGCACCCCAACACCCCGAUCCGGCUCUGGAUCUGCGGGUACGCCGCGCAGUGCCUGGUCCACGUCGUCCUCGUGUGGAUUGAGUACCGGCGGCGCAACUCGCGGAGGGUCAGGGACGAGGAGCGGCAGCAGAACUACAACUACGUGAAUGACAGCGAGGACGAGGAGGCUGGCGUGGACACGGCUUCGGGCAGCUCAGCUCGGUCCAAUGUCACCAAACGCUGUGAAUCGGUGAAUACCAUGGCCUCAUUUCUGUGGUGGAUAGUUGGCUUUUAUUGGGUAGUAUCUGGCGGAGAUGUUCUUUUAAGCGAAGCGCCUCGUCUCUACUGGUUGGCUGUGGUAUUUCUGGCAUUUGACGUAUUCUUUGCCAUCUUUUGUGUUGUUUUGGCAUGUCUGAUUGGGAUUGCUCUAUGUUGCUGUCUGCCAUGCAUUAUUGCGAUUCUCUAUGCUUUUGCUGGACAGGAGGGUGCAUCAGAGGCCGAUCUUAGUAUCCUUCCUAAAUACAAGUUUCAUAUAUUGAGUGAUGGUGAAAAAACUGUUGUUGGAGCUGGAAAGAUGGUUCCUGUUGAAACAACUAGCGGAUAUCUAGCAAAUGAAAGAUUGCUUCUGCCUGAGGAUGCGGAAUGCUGUAUAUGUCUCACCUCGUAUGAGGACGGAGCAGAGCUCCACGCUCUCCCCUGCAACCAUCAUUUCCAUUCAACGUGUAUCGUGAAAUGGCUCAAGAUGAAUGCGACCUGUCCUCUCUGCAAGUACAACAUCCUCAAAGGAAACGAACAGAUAUAAAGUCAGGGAAACUAAGGAAAACCACAGAAGUGCUCAUGCUCGCCCGUCCUCGGAUGGUCCUUGUGUAUAAACAGAGAACAUCGGAACCAGAGAUUUCCUCCUAACAUUUAUUUGAAAAUAAGUCAUAGCAAUCUGUCGAUCGAGCUUCGUUUUUGCGUGUUAUCUUCCAGCCUGUCAGAGUUUCCUAUUCUUUGUAUUGGUUGUAUUGUGAAACUCCUAUACAGAGAAUUUGAUUGAUGCUUCCCUCGCUCAUGCUCGAAUUGCUUCCUUUGUAAAUUGGUUGAGGAGGAAAUUCUGUACUGCUGUACUACUGAGACUGAUUCAUGACACUGUUUUUCCUGCUUGAGCUUUU
Messenger RNA from Rhodamnia argentea, 1753 nucleotides. Its product is annotated as E3 ubiquitin protein ligase RIE1. Lineage: Eukaryota; Viridiplantae; Streptophyta; Magnoliopsida; Myrtales; Myrtaceae. Bases 298 to 1401 code for a protein of 367 amino acids. The transcript has 5 exons. The record is from RefSeq and is a predicted model, not a curated record.